This is a messenger RNA of Cladocopium goreaui, 3654 nucleotides long. The record is from the annotation of a GenBank genome assembly. NCBI's taxonomy places the organism in Eukaryota, Dinophyceae, Suessiales, Symbiodiniaceae.
AUGGAAGCACUGACAAACUUGAAAGUCAAGCAGCGUCCACAGGACAACUUCUUUCUAGGCCUACUUGUCAAAGACACCUUUGCCCAGCGAUUUCUCGGGCCGUCAGCGAAUGAACGUAAAGUUCUAGAAUUGAGGAGCAGAGCCUGCCGUUUUCUCAAUUGUGGAGACAGAAUCUGCUUUCUGUCCAUACGUCCUCGAGAGGGACGCUUCAUCCUGGGCAUUUUGGAGUACCGUCAAUGCAUCACAAUCCCUUUGGGUCAGAUGUCGCGAUACCGUGAUCUCCACCGUCUUUCCGAACAAGAGGCUGCAGAGUUUGAAAAAGACUGGGAAGGUAGAAAUGGCGCGGACAGUCAAGUCUAUGGAUGGGAGUUUCAGCUCGUGACUUCUUUUGAUCCACCACCACGCUUGGAAUUUGUGAAAUGUGAAGUCUGGUGUUGGUUUCCCUCCUUCCUGGUCCGUGAAACGACCGCGGGUGCCACAAAAGAGGAGGAGCAGAGGCUCGUGGGCAUCGCUCGAAAAUCUUCCGCGUGCAGUCUCCCAGAACCUUCCCCAAAAUUCCGCAGAAUGCAGAGCGGGAAUGGAUCAGAAGGUUCCAAGACAAUCGAAGAUUCUCAGUCUCCUUCGGUCCAGGAGUCGCCUUUGAAGCAGGAUGUGGCUUGCACUUGCCUUCUGGUAUCAGCAACGGAAUGGAAUGCUCUCACCGGAGGUGUAUGUGAUGCCCUGCUUCGUCCCAGAUCCACCACGUCGUUCGGGACCGACCUCCAUGUGCUGGUCCAGACUUCAGAGGGCCAUCGCGUUUCCGGGACAAUGUGUGUAGGUGCCACCAUUCAAGUUUCUUGGGAGGAUGAAUCAACAAAGGACCUCUGCCAGACCGUUUACAGCAAAGAGCAAGUAACAAACAUGAAGGCUGCAAAAGAGGUUUGGAGGUGGGAGAUUCAAGAGAUCAGCAUGUUCGACACUCCCCACAUGGCAAAGUUUGUUGAUGUUGCACCAAGACACAGGCAUCAAGUCUUUACAGCCAAAAUUCAAGACCUUCGGCCAGUCCCUGCUGCUGUGCCGAUGCGCUUGGAUUUGACAGAAACGGCCCAGUACUUCAGCCACUUGAUGAAGCCUGCCGACAAGAUUGCUCUCCAGAGAACCUUCAAAAAUCUUUGCAAGUCACGCGGUGGCAACGGGGUGAUCCGCGUCGGAACCACAUGCUCCGGCACUGACGUAUGCAUCACUGUCCUGAAGCAAACAGUGGAGUAUUUGAACAAGACCGAGGAAACGGAUAUCCGAAUUGACCACGUCUUUUCAUGCGAACUGAAUGACCAGAAGCGAGGCUUUCUCUUGGCAGAACACAAACCCAGACACUGUUUUGGAGACGUGAAAGUAUUCAAGGAGCACGGCGGCCAUGAUUACGUCACCGGGACGUACGUUGAAAUCAACGAGGAGUCCUGCGGCAUCGAUUUGCUGCUGUCAGGGCCGGUUUGCACGCAGCUUUCCAGGCUCAACGGCCAACGAAAGGAUGCCGCUGGAUGUUACGAUGCUCAGGAGGAGGAAAUUGCAGGAGUGUCAGGAGAGACGUAUCACUUUGGUUUCAAGAAGGUGGUGGAAAUUUUGCACCCUGCUCUGGCCUUCUAUGAAAAUGUGAAAGCAGUGACAGAGAAGACUGUUGACAACUUUGGAAAGGAGCAGCCGCCUGGUGUCAAGGUGUACACAAUUCUGGACUCAAGGAACUACUGUCUGCCUCAGCGGCGCAACAGAGUGUGGGGCAUUGCUUCUCUCAAUGAUGGUCGGGUGAGCGAGAAGGAGAAGGCCCACUGCUUUUCUGCUUGUCUAGAGAGUCUCAGGAGCAAUUUCCAGUUUGACUUGCGUACGAACUUCCCAGAUAGGAGAAAGGAACAAGUGAAACCUGGACGCCACACUGACUUGGUCAGCGCUGCGAUGAAAGAUGCGUUUGGAGACCUUGGCAUGUUUGUUGAUUGCAGUUCAAAUGGCCCGAGUCGUUUGAUCGCAGCGCAGGGCGUGGUUCCAUGUAUAACCAGGUCUCACCCUGUCUAUUCAGUGGAGCUAGGACGCUACCUGGGGCCCCAGGACUUUCUCAAUGCCCAAGGACUUUGGAGCUCGGCUUUUACAGACUCUGUGUACACAAGCAUUUUGGCAGAUAAGAACAUGGCCCAAUCAUUUGCGGGCAACAGUUUCAGCACCACGGUGGUGCAGGCUGUAUUUCUCACCUCCUUGACCAUGUUUGAAAGCUCUUGGCAAACCUUGUGCCCAAGGGGGGCAUCCUCAUGCAAUCAACUCGCUGUGCCCCCGCCAGCCCGGCUGGCCAGAAUCGGAAAAAAAAGGAAGGCGCCAGAAUAUGACCAUUUGAUACCCGUCCCCAAGAAAAGCGUGAAGCCAUCACAGCGCCUCCGUCAACACAAGCGGAAGGUGCCAGGCCAGGAUUUGCGGAAGUGCAGCACUGGGAAGAAGCCAGUGGCGAGCCUCUGGGAGAAGGAAAACCUGUCCUGCCCUCAGCUGGUCCCCAUUGCACUUAAAAUGAUGGCUGCCUACGACAAGGCCGUCGAGGAUGGUGAGAAGCAUCCUGCCAAGAAGGUGUCUCGUAUGAAAGGGUUCUACAGGUGCUGCAUUUACAAGUGGAAGAAAUCAAGGGAACGGGAGAAAUGGACCCUGCUGUGUCGCGCGUGCCCGCGCAUAGCCAAAAAGCAUCGAGAACUUCCGGAUGUGAUGAGGGAUUUCAUGGGCGGCUGCAAGAAGUUCAAGAGCAGAGCCCCGGACAAAACGGACACGGAGUGGACGCAAAUCCUCCCGCCAGAGUUGACAGCACUGAUUUCUGAAGCAGUUGUGGAGCGCAUCGAGACAGGGGAGGAACUGGACUACAGUUACGUCGCCUCUGCUUUGUCGGUGGGCAUUGACCUUUGGAAUCACGCACUCACAGCUCUGACGACGUCCCUUGAUGUCGGUGGCGAGCGGUUCCAGGAGAGAGUUCUGAAGGAGCUGAAUGAUGAUUUCCCAGAGGCGGAAUCCGAAUCAGAGAUUAAGAAGGCCUUGGAGAAUAUCACAGCUAGGCUGCGCUCUUUGAAAAAGGUCAAGCUGACUAGCAAGGAUGGUCUUUUUUUGAAACAAGCGGCUCGCUUGUGCAAGGCAUGCGGGAUCGCCCCUUCAGACAACAAUAAACCUGGCAAGCACCUACCAUAUGAACAUGUGGCAAUGAGAAAAGUACGCGACUGGGUUCGGUAUCAGUGUGAGUCAGGGAAGAUCCAUGAGCAGAUGGUCGGAAACUUCGACCAAACCUGGACGUUGAGCUUUACCCCUCGACGCAGGUCCCUCCAAGUGAAGCCUUUUUGCAGCAUAAAAUCUCCUCACAUGAGACGUUUGAGACACAACAUCGAACGAUGCUUGGGGUUGCCAUUGACCGAAGCCAUGGGAAGCGAUUCUGUGAUGGAAGUACAGCCAGCAGCCAUUAGCGGCGGUUGUGUCGCCCAUGCUCCAGUUGACAUGUACCGGAUCCCUCAUACUUGCACGACCCUUUCGUGGAAUGAUGGUGACCUGGGCCGGCUUUACAUCACAUGCAGGAAUGAUCACCUGAGUGAGGCUCAGAGGAUGCAGCUGAACAAGGACCACUGCGUGUGGGGCAAGCUUUUGGCCCUACCCAUCAAAAAAGUAUGA